This is a messenger RNA of Manduca sexta (tobacco hornworm), 3272 nucleotides long. RefSeq lists its product as uncharacterized. The coding region runs from base 298 to 2862 and encodes 854 amino acids. NCBI's taxonomy places the organism in Eukaryota, Metazoa, Arthropoda, Insecta, Lepidoptera, Sphingidae. The transcript is spliced from 9 exons. The record is from RefSeq and is a predicted model, not a curated record.
ACCAAAAAAAAAAAAAAAAUCUCUUUGGAUAGAAUAAUUUUGAGCGGACUAUAUCGUAGUGUUAUAUUAUAAUUUCCAUAUAUAUCAUAAUUCUCUUUGGUUAUAUUCUUUCUGGACUAUAAUAUAAUAUAGGUACGCAGCAUGUAAAAAUGCGCACCGCCCCGUCCCGCCCCGGCUAGUUGACGGAGAGCCAAUUGCUUGUCAUUGUUCUGAGAGCCAAUGUCACAAAAAGUAAAAAAUAUAUAUUACUAUUCUCUCAGUCACUGACAGUUGAUUAGUGACAGAAAGCAGACAGAAAUGGAUUUGAAACCGCGAUUUUCACGCAGCUGUCCGGAAUGUAAAACUCCCAACGAUGGAGAAUUCAAGAAAAUACUUGACCUACAGAAUUCCGGUCUUGUCGUUUACAUUCACAAAGAAGAGAAUUCCCCGGAUGAAAGGAAAAUUAGUGAAAGGAAAAAUGAGUACUACAUAUUACACAACACCAACCACAAAGACUUGAAAAGGCCAGAUUUUAUAAAUGAGCUUUGCCAGUACAAAACUAGAUGUUAUCGCUGUAGGACAAUAGUACAAAAAGUGCGCAAUUUAUUAGAUGAGAUAUCAGCAAUAAGGAGAAAUGACGUUCUUGGCGUAUGCACAUAUUGCAAGAAGGUCAACCCUGCUGGGAAAUGUAGGAGAUGUGAAUUUAUAAUUGAAAAAUUUCGGAAUAAUAAAGCGAAACAAAAUGAAGAUCGUCAAACUAAAGUCAACACAUGGUUGAGUAGGGUACGAGAAUUUCUUGAGUCCUUUUUGGAGGAAGAAAAAUCUUGCAGGCACAGAUCACACCGAGAGAGUUCGGUUACUGAGCUGCAAAAUCUUUUAGAAGAAUUGAAAUUACCUCUGACCAUGCGCGAACCAGAUAUAGAGCUGUUCACAACCGCUGAUUCCCAGGUAGUGAUUUCUCAAAGUAAAGAAAUGCUUGAAGAACUAUUAUCUAAAUUGAAAUUACGUGGUGAAGAAAGUUUCAUGUCAGGUUUUCACAUGUCUCCGUCAGCAUCUCAAUCCACUUGCGUAUGUAAACAUUUGAGAGAUAAUAAAUUUUUAGUAUUGCCUCCUCUGACGGAAACACAGGAAAUUGUGGAUACAAUGCCGAUUCAGGAGAGUGAUAAAGAUAUCAAAGAGGGGAUAAAAAUAGGUCUAAGUGAAAAGAAAUCUGAUGAAAGAAAACGUGAUUUCGCAGGCUCAAAAUCUCGUCUUAAGGAAAACGUGAAAAUUGCUGCUAAAGAUGGUGCACUACUUAAAAAAAGUACCUCAAAAGAAAAAGGAAAAGCGAGCAAGGAGAACAAACCACCAAAAGAACCCAAAGAACCAAAAGAACCAAAGCCACGUAAAAAGUCUUUAUCACCCGAAGAAAAACUAAUGUUAAAAAUGAUGAAGCAAAGAGAACAACAAAAGAAGCAAACCGAAAAACCGGCCAAGAAGGAGAAGUCGAUGGUAUUGCCCAAGUUUGAAGAAUUACCGCCUCUGAAGGUUCACGAGGUCGUAGUCAUUGAAGAGUCCUCGGAGAGUAUCCUCGAAUGUAGAGAUCAAAAAGCUGCACGUCCAGUGGAAAUGGUGAAAGGUAGUAAGAUAGUGAAAUUCGCUCCCCGUGCUAAUGAGGACGAUCUUUCUGUAGAACCGAUGCUGUUUAAGACGCAGCCGGUGUGCCCAGAACCAGUGACGGAGCCACCACCACCAGCAACCACUCCCAUUCGCAACCCAUCAACCGACAAUACGCAAAAAAAGCAGAAACAAAAGGACACAGGUUUACAGGUGGAAAUAAACACAAAAGGCCUCAUAAAUUAUGAGCUGUCGAAUCGUGACUUUAUUGACAAAGGGUGGACGCAGCUUCCUACAACGAAGAUAAUGCGUAGGAUGAACAUAUAUAAAAUGGUGCCAGCAAAUCCGAAAUACGAUUGGUUUAAAAUCAACAAGUUGAAGGGAAUCAAGUUCUAUGACACCGGUGAGACAUUGGCCGAGAUUGAUAUGGAUGGUUGUGGUCGAUGGUACUAUAAAAAUGGCGGUAUCGCGCUCGAUUAUUAUAAUGCUGAAGAGCUGAACGCCGGCCAGAGGUAUGUUGUAUAUAGUUCUGGCGAGGAGAUGGACAGCGGGAAAUUGAAACCGUACACUGUGUUGGCGUCUUUUGAUUAUCUCGGUAACGGCGUGGUCUACGAUCAAUGCGGCAAUAUGAGGCAAUGCAAUCUUGAUUUCGAACGCUUUGACGAUGUAUACGCAGACGAUAAGACGUUACGGUUAAAUGCACACGGCGUUUUUACUGGAAUGUUUUCACUGAAGUAUAAUCAGUCGGAAGGCGUCGUCAUCGAUUCAAAAAUUGGACCUCCAGGGCGUUGGAAAUGGCAUACGUUGAAUGAUCCGCCGAUUCUCCAACCGGCCUUUAUCGACACUAGAGAAAGGCAUCCGAGUCCACACAUUCAAGAACUAAUAAAAACACAGAAAGAUAAUAUAGUACCUCCAAGAGAUAUAGACCAAAAUAUGUUGUCGAUAGAGUUAGACAACUUCUUAAAGGAGAAGGCACGGAAACUUCUGCAGAAAUAUAAGCCAUUUCAGAUCAGAACGAAAGUGUUGAAAUUAAAUGACAAGUUCUCGUUAAGGAUUCUGGAUCAAGCAAAUAUAUACCUACUGUUUAGGGAUGGUCCAACAUCUCUGAAGUUGAAUCUGGGAAUGCUGUUGUUGAAUAACGAAAUAAUUGAUACGGACACAACUGAAGUUAGUGAAGUGGCAACGCCGUACGACAGACGUCCUCCUAGGACCCAUAGCGUGGCUGAUAUACAAAGUAAGGUGGAUAGAGCUAAGAAAAUGAGCAAGACUAGAGGAAUUAGACUUUAAUUAUUUAAAUAAAAGCUAAAAGCAUUAUAGCGAAGGGUUAACCGCUAACAUGAGUCAGUAACCGGAAUACACGUUCACAAAGUUAAUUAACUUCAUCCACUGCAAACGAUAAAGAUAAAUUUAAAGGUCGUAUAUACUUUUGUAACGACAGACGUCCUCCUAGGACCCAUAGCGUGGCUGAUAUACAAAGUAAGGUGGAUAGAGCUAAGAAAAUGAGCAAGACUAGAGGAAUUAGACUUUAAUUAUUUAAAUAAAAGCUAAUAGCAUUAUAGCGAAGGGUUAACCGCUAACAUGAGUCAGUAACCGGAAUACACGUUCACAAAGUUAAUUAACUUCAUCCACUGCAAACGAUAAAGAUAAAUUUAAAGGUCGUAUAUACUUUUGUAACGAAUAAUUUAUAGUUAAAAAUA